Messenger RNA from Manihot esculenta (cassava), 2347 nucleotides. Its product is annotated as reticulon-like protein B14. The coding region runs from base 44 to 718 and encodes 224 amino acids. Lineage: Eukaryota; Viridiplantae; Streptophyta; Magnoliopsida; Malpighiales; Euphorbiaceae. The record is from RefSeq and is a predicted model, not a curated record. The transcript is spliced from 5 exons.
CCUUACACAGUACCAGCCAUUCAAACAUAGCCUCUGACUCAUCAUGCCGAGGUGGGGGAUCUAUGAUUCUGAUUCUGAUUCUGAUGACGACCAGCCUGCUCCACCACCUUCGAGAAAAUUGUUCGGCCACCGGAGAUCUCUGCAUGCCGUCCUUGGAAGAGGGCGUGUUGCUGACAUACUGCUGUGGAAGAACAAGUAUUUAUCAGCAGGGAUUCUAAUUGGUUUCACGGUUGUAUGGUUUCUCAUUGAAGUUGUGGAGUAUCAUGUUGUUACUCUUCUUUGCCAUUUGCUCAUGCUUUUUAUGGCCAUUCUCUUCAUUUGGUCUAACGCUGCUGGAUUCAUCAAAAGAAAUCCUCCUGAUAUCGAUGACAUAGAGUUGGCAGAAACCACACUGAGAUUCCUCUUUCAGCAAAUCAACCAAUUUUUAUCAAAAUUAUACUAUAUUUCAAGUGGGAAAGAUCCAAAAACUUUCUUUGUGACCAUAGCUUGUCUCUGGAUAUUGUCAGCUUUUGGGUCUUUAUGCAGCACUCUGACUCUUUUAUAUAUUGUGUUUCUGUGCUUGGCAACAUUGCCAGCUUUGUAUGAGCGACAUGAAGAGAAGGUAGAUCAUUAUGCUGGAAGAAGCAGCCAAGAAAUGAAGAACCUGUUUGAAAAUUUUAAUAAAAGAGUUCUUGACAAGAUCCCAAGAGGACCAACAAAAGACAAAAAGUUGGCGUAAAAUUGGAAUUUCUUGACCUGGAAAUGGCUUUCAGAUUGCAGAAAAUUUUCUCCGGGGACCUGACCUCAGCUUGGAAAUUGAAGCUUUGUAUAGCAUAAGUUGUGAAAAUAUCAUAAACAAGACAUUCUUAAUAAUUACAAAUAAAAGCGAUAAAUAUAUAUCCUGCAAUAUGGAAAGUGUAUCUAAAAAGCUUAUAAGCGACGCAUUGCUUCCCUUCAACAUACCUUCAAUUCAAAAAAUUCUAAUAUCAUAUUAAAUUUAAAUUAUUUUUAAUUCUUUCAAAAAAUAAUUAAGAAGGAGAAAUCCCUAAAAUUCUUAUAAAGCACAUUACAUUUAUUUUUAAGAUAACGGGAUUCAAUAAUAUUAAAUAAAGAUAUGUUAGAAAAUUAUUAUUAUUUUAUUUAUUUACCUUUCUUUUCUCCUGUCUUCCCUGCUUAGUUCUUUUCUUUAUCCUAUAUCUUCCCUUCCUCUUCCUCUGCUCUGUUUUUUGGAUUUUGGUCACAACAAAAAUCCCACGGUGGAAGGUAAUUUAACCCAAAAUCUCCCUGGCAGUGUAAGAAAAAUACGCCUUUCGAAUCAAAUAUUUCAAAAAAAAAAAUUUAUUUUAAUUAUUUUUUAUUAAGUUUUUUAUUUAAAAUAGUUUUUUAUUUGAAAUAUUAAUGAAAAAUAUUUCUCAAUCAAAAGGGAGAGAGAAAAAAAAAAAGAGUGUCCAACAAUUGCCAUCAUUCCUAACUACCAUUAAAUCCACGUCAACAGACAUGCGACGUGCUUCUCUAGGCCUGAUCCAAAUGUUAAAUUAAUAUCAAAAUGAAUCGAGUGAAUAAUAAUCAAUUGAAUUUUUUUUUUUAUUAAAAACAAAAGGCAGCCUUUAUUUUCCUUUAAUUAAUUAGCAACAUAUGUCAACAAAGACAGCCUCAAAAUGGAUAGGGUUUGAGAAGGGAGGGAUUGGUAGUUAGCAUUUUCUUUUUAUUUAUUUUUUUCCCCCUUUCCAUAAAAGUCAAUGCAAAUCAAACAAUCCUUUGAUCUCUGUUAUUGGCUAUCAACACUCAAAAACAACUCCCGGCUUCUCCUAUCAAGAGAAAGACAGAGAUUGGAUAUGGUGAGGGAAUUGAAAGGAAGAAGCGGCGGCGGAGGAGAAGGGUUGAGCAGUGAAGCUUUACUCUUAUGGUGGGGAGCAAUAAUCACUCUAUCCAUCAUUACAGCUCUCAUUUUCUCCUGCGCAGGAGGUGCUUCCAAGGAUAAAGCCUCUGCUACGCAUACUGAUAAAUAUGGUUCUACAUGCGCAGGUGGGUGCGGUGGAGCUUGCGGUGCCUGAGCUCAUCUUCUCCACUCCAUGUGAACAAAUUCAGUUGUGGUAUAUCAAUAUAACAGUAGAAAUUUCUCUUUUGGACAUUUUGUAAGAGAAUUUCAUGUGGAGAUACUAGGUUGUUAAUGCAACAGUCAGUUGCAUAUGUCCGAAUUAAGUCGAGAGUUUGUUUUGGAUUUAGAUCUUUAGAUUAAGAUUGUACAUGUUCCAUCGUAUGUAGUUGCAUUUGUUAUCAGUGUAUUCAGGUCGAAACUAAGAUUUCUUAUCUCAAGAAGCUCUCUCUUUCGCCAGAAGAAUCAGAAUUUUGCUCUUCUUCUGCUUUA